UAGUCUGCUUGUCGUUGCUGAUCUGGGUGUUUAACUGCAAAAAUUUAAACGUGCCCAGUCAAUUCUCACGUAACUGUUCCUAUACUUUCUUUUAUUAUUUGGUUCUGUGAUAGUACAUCUUAAAAAUGACAAGUGUUCCUUUGUGGAAUCAGUCGCAUUUACCGAGCCCUGCUACAUCCGCCCACAAAAUAUCUGCACAAUUUCAAGGAAUUAUGAAUACUUUUCUAGAAGAUUUAUCUGAGAAAUCACAAAAAUUAAAGGAUUUUAUGUCAUUGAUUACAUCUGAGGUUGUUCUUCUAACACGGUUUUUGUACAAGCUUAGAGCAGUAUUUGCCCAUGAUAAAAGCUACAGAGUUUUGAAGCAUAUCCAGAAAAUGGUGAACAAAUUACUUGAAACAAACCUUGUGUCUGAUCUCGCUAGUUUUCAGGAACAACAUCUUGUCAGCUUGAAAACUGUGAGUGCAAUAUUUGUUGCACCAAAACCCAAAUAUGAAUAUAUUCAAGUAAGGCUGCAGGGCAUUACCAGAUUACUGGCUCAGAUUCUAUGUCUCAGCCAGCACUAUGGUACACUAAUGAUCCAAAAGAUGCAGUUAGGGCAUUUCAUGAGUAUAGUUGUGAUUUCCAUGUCUUUUGUUUCAAGAAUUUGGGCAUUAUCACUUCAUACAAUGUACUUCUUAAUGCAAUUGUUUGGCAGCAUCAGUAGUAUUUGUCAUACAGAAGGAUUGGUACCUAAUAGUACUGUGAACUUCUUGUCCAAAGGAUGUACCAUUCCUCUGAGCUUGGAAGAUUGGUUACAAUCAGAUCACACUCUUGUAGACAUACAUCCAUUGCUGAAAAAAAGACAUGAAAGGGAGAGAACUUCUAACAAGCCUAACAUCUGGCAGUCAAUAAAGAUUGAAGAUGAUGAAAAGCAUUGCUUAUUCCAACUAAAAGAACUCGUCGAUACUGCUAGCCUUUCGGAAAUGAAAAAAAAUAACGAUAACUUGCAGGAAUCGAAUGUAGAGCUUAUCGGCUUCAAUAAAUUGAAAUCAAUGAAUAAUGCUGAUAUUGGAGAAUUAUUGACACGUGAACCACCUUUGCCGGUUACAAAAAGUAGGAAGAGAAAGCUAACCACGAAAAAUAAAGGGAAUCAAUUAGAAAACUGAUGAAAUUCCUUUAUUUUCCACACAUUUAAUACACUGUAUUCAUUACAACUGGAA
Molecule: messenger RNA, 1199 nt
Organism: Daphnia carinata
Lineage: Eukaryota; Metazoa; Arthropoda; Branchiopoda; Diplostraca; Daphniidae
Product: nucleolus and neural progenitor protein-like
Exons: 5
Coding region: 126-1145 (339 amino acids)
Biological process (GO): positive regulation of Notch signaling pathway
Cellular component (GO): nucleus
Source: RefSeq, a predicted model, not a curated record